This is a messenger RNA of Colletotrichum gloeosporioides, 1008 nucleotides long. RefSeq lists its product as uncharacterized. Lineage: Eukaryota; Fungi; Ascomycota; Sordariomycetes; Glomerellales; Glomerellaceae. The transcript is spliced from 2 exons. The record is from RefSeq and is a predicted model, not a curated record. The coding region runs from base 1 to 1008 and encodes 335 amino acids.
AUGAAACAGAGCCCCUGGAUGAGCUUGAUUGCAAAUGAAAGCGGAACAAGCUGGAACAAUGACAGAAAUCUCCUCAAAUCACCGGGGCUUAAUUUUGCGACAAUGCACUUAACUGGAAGUCUUUUACGAUUGAAGGUUGCAGCAUGGGGUCGCAUUAGACUCAUCAAUGCGACAUGCUUCAAUACACAGAUCUAUGUUGGGGUUGACGUUCGUUGCCAUGGCCCUCAGUGCGCCGCCGUUCGGGUGCGACGAAUUCCCAAGUCAACAAACGACACUGCACGCACUGUCCUACACAGGAUUAGAGGUGGUCCAGCCAAUGUGUUCGUCGCGUACAUGAGCACUUUCGUCCGCGCCGGUCUAUCACUCUACGAUCUCGCAGAAGACCGUCAAGUCAAACCUUACGCCUCAGCGAUCGAGACAUACUUCAUCGAACCAGAUACACCCUACGCGCCGAUCGGGAUCCGUUCAGGGAACGGGACUGACGUCUAUCCGAUAGGUGAGGUGGCGUACUCUCAAAGACUCUCGCAACUCCUCAACACAUUUUGGCUUGCGUCAGUUGCAUUGCAUAAUAUUACCGGUACCUUCAAUUUCCGUGCCGAGAACUAUACACGUCCAACUCUAGAGCCACAGAUUCUAAUGAGUAUCCAAAAUGGUACCGGGAUGAGAGUUCCUGACCACGGUGAUAAGGACUGGCUGUUCACUCUGUUUCUCGCUUUUGCGGGCAUGCUCCUCUCAGGUAUCGCCACCAUACUUUUUAACUAUUUGAGACGGGGACCUGAUAUCUUGGACUAUUCUGCCUUCUCUUCAAGAGACAGCCCAUACGUUAAUGUUGCCUCAAGUCAGCUCGGGUCGGUGGAAGAUGUUAAUGAGCAGGUUAGGAAAAACAGACAUGUGCUUGCGUGCGUUGGAGACGUCAAUCUGACUGGCGAUAUGGGUCAUCUGGGCUUUGCAACGUUGGACAAAGCCAUCCCAGUGGGCGCUCAGAAGGCUGAGCGAGUUUACGAUUGA